Messenger RNA from Lindgomyces ingoldianus, 2100 nucleotides. RefSeq lists its product as uncharacterized. Gene Ontology annotation, cellular component: plasma membrane. The transcript is spliced from 7 exons. Gene Ontology annotation, molecular function: G protein-coupled receptor activity. Lineage: Eukaryota; Fungi; Ascomycota; Dothideomycetes; Pleosporales; Lindgomycetaceae. Gene Ontology annotation, biological process: adenylate cyclase-activating G protein-coupled receptor signaling pathway. The record is from RefSeq and is a predicted model, not a curated record. The coding region runs from base 91 to 2100 and encodes 669 amino acids.
CCAACCACUGGUGGGAAUUUCCCCUGCGCCCUUCCUAACGAAUUUUCAACGAGCGAAGAGUUCGCCCAUUCCAUCCUGAAUUCUAUCAAAAUGCCUAUGAUGCCCAUGGUCGUGCUCCUUCCCCUCCACAAGAGGGACCCGUUUAACCCCUCCACCUACGAUGGUCGAACCAUCCGGAAUGGUCUAGUCGCUAUGGGUUUAAUGGCACUCGUCUCAGUCGUGACGACUCUGUUCUUACUCAUCUUCAUGCUAAACCGAAUGUUGCGAUGGAAGUCAUACUACAAGGAAAAUUUGUGGCAUAAUCAGUAUAUUGUCCUAAUUAUAUGCCUCCUGGUAGCCGACUUAGUUCAGUCUCUCGCCUUCGCCUUUUCAUUCUACUGGCUCACAUCGGGGGCUGUCGGAGGCCCUGUCAACAAGCCCACCGGUGCCUGCUUCGCCCAAGGCUUCAUCGUUCAUUUUGGUGAUGUUGGCUCGGCCUUCUUUGUUCUCGCCGUAGCAGCCCACACUUGUUUCCAAGUUGGCUUCAGCAGGCGGCUGAGCGAUAAACCUUUUUUCUGGGGUGUGGGACUGACCGCGAUACUCAGUCUCAUCCUUACCAUCAUCCCUCCUGCUGCGUAUGGAACGGGGGUCUAUGUUGAUACGGAAGCUUGGGUGAGUCGAGCCUUUCUUUCUCGCGCUGUUGCAAAAUGGGCUAAGUAUCGGCAUCCCGGACGCCGGUUAAACCUUUCAAUCCUCAUACAGUGCUGGAUUGCCGAGGAGCAUGAAAACAUGCGCCUUGGAACCCACUACAUCUGGAUAUUCCUUAUCCAGGGGCUCUGCAUUAUCCUUUACGGAGCGCUCUUCUGGAAGUUGUCCGUGGCUCGCAAGACCAUCGGCUCUAUGAACAAGACCGUCAAUACCAACGACCAGAGGUUCAAGCGCGCAGCUCUUCUCAUGGCUAUCUACCCAAUUGUUUACGUCGGUCUCACUCUGCCGUUGGCUGCUAGCCGGAUGGCCUUGUAUGCCCAUCGAAGUGUUCCAGAAUGGGCCUGGGUAUUCGCUGGCACUCUCAUGACAAGCAGCGGCUGGGUUGACUGUGUGCUAUACGCAGUUACUCGCCGUGCCCUUCUGAAAGAAGAGUUCAAGUCUUCGUCUGGCCAUUCACGCCAUUCCUACGGCGAAGGAACAAACUGGUUACGACGCCACCACAGCGACAAGCACGAUUCGACGGACAUGUUCGGUGCCAGCAUUCGCAAGAGCUUUUACACAUCAACAGAGAAGGUCAACGCCUCUGUAGUCACUCGUAAUGUUCGCAAUGACAGCACUCGUGGCCGUAUGUCCGAUCGGUCAAAUGACUCUGCCACUGCUGUUGAUCCACACUCGCCACCACGCUCUCAGAGCCAAGUUCGACUCAAGCACAACAGCGCAGACAUCGAGCUCGGCACUUUUUACCGUUCAACCGCAGGCGACGGCGAGGAUCCGGAGAACGGCUCUAUGAGUUCCGAGUCCCCAAUCAUCCUACAGCGCUCGAAUUCGAAAGGCUCUAAGGCAGCAGUGGCCCGAAUGCGGCUGUUGAGGGCGAUCCCCAAGGAGUUAACAUCUUCCGAAAUUCCGUUCGUGCAAUUUCUCCGACACAACCUGCUCCGCGUAUCGCCAUGCCUCGGCGAAAUUCACCACCAGCCGACCGAACCAGGAUACCAGAUCGUGCUCACACGCAUGAGACUCCAUCCGCUUCGAGCCGUCAGUACCAACCCGGCAGCUCUGGUCUUCGGCCUCUUGGUAGCAUCACAGUCAACACAGAAGUCAACGUCCAAUCUCGGCCUAAGAGCGAAGUCUCAAACGUCAGCAAUCCGCACACGUACUUCCAGAGCGGCGCAUGGGCAAAGCUGCCUUGAAGAUCGACUGCUCGGCAUCACCAUGGCGCUACCAAAUGCUGUCAUCCACUCUAAAAGUGGUGAAUCACUAGUUCCUAGCGUGACCUCUAGGCAAAGUCCCUUUGCUUGCUCUGUAUUCGGUAAGCGGCGACAAGAGCAGCACACAUACACUACACAAACAUACCUAAUUGCACCGCACGAUACCCAAUUGGAUUUAUCACGGAGCAAUGAGGAGCAAGUCUAUUGA